This is a messenger RNA of Chenopodium quinoa (quinoa), 683 nucleotides long. RefSeq lists its product as uncharacterized. The record is from RefSeq and is a predicted model, not a curated record. The transcript is spliced from 2 exons. NCBI's taxonomy places the organism in Eukaryota, Viridiplantae, Streptophyta, Magnoliopsida, Caryophyllales, Amaranthaceae. The coding region runs from base 1 to 672 and encodes 223 amino acids.
AUGUACGGAAGCGGUAGGGAUGGUUUACAGAUUUUUGAUCUUAUGACCAAAGCGAACAAAAUCCAGCAAGGGUCAGACGCAAUAGAGGUGUAUUACAGUAAACUCACCUCAAUUUGGAAAGAAAUAGAUCAGAGAUUGCCAAACCCUAUGAAAUGCUCAGAAGAUAAAACGGUUUACAACCGUAUGGCGCAACAAAACCGCCUCUAUCAGUUUCUUGCAAGACUCGAUGAGGCUCUUGAUAAAGAUCGGAGAGAUCUGAUUAAUUCAGACCCUCUUCCAACAAUUGAAGUAGCAUAUGCAACAAUCAGGAGAGAGAUUUCUCGAAAGGAAAUCAUGAAAAAGGAAAAAACCCCAACUGAAGACUCCGAAAUUUGUAGUGGACUUGCGGCCAGAGGAAAACCAGAAAAACCGAAGUUCCGGCGGGACGAUGAGCGAACACACCUCCGGUGUACCCACUGCGGGGGAAUUCGACAUACAAAGGAGGGUUGCUUCAAACUCAUAGGGUACCCGGAGUGGUGGUAUGAAUGGAAGAAAAAGGGGGAAAUUCAAAGAAGCGGGAAAGCAACCUAUGCCGGUGAGUCGUCGGCCGGAGAGAAAGAAGAAGGGGGACUUGCGGCUGCCAUUGUUAGCACAGGAUUCUCAGACAGGGAGGAUCAUUGGGCGUGGUACUGAGGAGUAUGGGC